Moneuplotes crassus is the source of this 2043-nucleotide messenger RNA. The record is from the annotation of a GenBank genome assembly. Lineage: Eukaryota; Ciliophora; Spirotrichea; Euplotida; Euplotidae.
UUUUAAACUAUGAACAUUAAACAAGGGAUCCAGAAAUAUUUAGACAAUUACUCUGGCAAAAAGAUCAUUGGGGAAGAAAUUGUUCCAUUCAAAGCACUUGUUCUGGAAAUACCUGGACUUAUAAUUUCUGAUGGUGAAUAUAAAAUACCUGCUAUUUAUUCUGAAGAGUGUAGAGAGGAAUUUCAAAAGAAGUUUGAGUACCUCACUUUGUCAGAGCUUAGAGGUAUGAACAUAAUGAUUAACAAUUAUGAGUACAUCCUUCAUGAUACUAAGAUUGAUAGCUGUGAAUCUUAUAAAGGAAUGUGCCUUAAGGUCAUCAUACACUCCUUGAAGCCAUUGCCUAACGAAGCUCCUUUGAAUGGCGCGGGAAAAGAUAUUUUACACAAUAAAUUUGUGAAGGCGGGACUAGAGAAAUAUAAAUAUAAAACCAUGCAAUCAAUCCUUAUGGAAUCUGAAAACUUUGAAUACCCAAUGGAAUCUCAUGAUCAAUCACAAAGUGUUCAGAUGAGAAUCGAGAGUGAACAGUCUAGGAUUUCAGCUAUAACCAGUAAUAUGUCUUCCUUAAUAGCGGUUUUCGAUCAUAAGAUGGAAAUUUCGCACAAGAGAGAACAGGAGGAAGUCAAUGAAGAACAAAAACAGAUGAUUGACUCCAUUUACAACCUAAACUCAGGUAGAUACCUAGAAGAUGAGACCAGAGAUGAGUCUCUUUUCCAAAAAGAAACCCAUUUGGAAGAGUUCACUUUUUCAAGACUUAUUAACCCCAAGAGGGAGGAAGAGGUUUCAAAUUACAUUAAGCUUAAUGAAGUCUAUAUUAAAGAAAUGGACAUUGAAGAUAAGAGACAGUGCAAAAUGAAGGAAGAAAGCCAAAAGUUUGAGAAUAGGCAAAAGGCUCUGAAAUUAUCUUCAAAAGACCAUGUUGUGCAAAGAAUUAACAAAAUGAUGAACAAGCCGAGUGAGAGUAAUGUCCAUCAGAGAGGCAAUAUCGAUCUAAGUAACACUUAUGUGAUCAAAGAAGGAAUCAAACAAGUUAUUGAGAAUGAGAAAUUGAAGAUAAAUGAUGAAAGCGACCAAGAAGAAGAAAAUUCAGAUCCUUCUCACUAUUCUAAAAAGAGAAAUGAAUUGAAGUCCACAGAUGAAGAGGAGAAAGGAGAGACUGGUUCUAUACUUGGGAUUUCUGAAUUGAAGAGUUAUCUAGAGUGGUAUUACCUUAAAAAGCAUAAUCAGGAAGAGAACACCUUGCCUGAAGAAUGCUCUAACCCUCCUGAUGGCAAGACUAUGUACAACGCAAAUACUAAACCAUGCUCUGGGGUUAUUGAUCCUAAAUCUAUGACAAAGGACUAUCAGGAAAAGGAGAAUAUAUCGGAAAAUAUUCAGCCUAUUAAGACGGUGGCUGCUCCGAAAAAUCCUUUUGCAAGUUUUGAAAGUUCUUUUGCAAAGAAUAAUCUUUCUGGCAUUAAAAGGAAUGCAGGAUUUGAAAGUAUCAGCAAUAAACUUUUGAACAGAGCUUAUAAGCGAAAGUGUUUAGGUCAGGAAUCUGAAGAUAGACUGGCUGAACUUUUCAGAGAGAAAAUACAUUAUAGGAGAAAUAAGAAUCUUAAGUACCGAGAUGACGCUGAAGAUAUAGAUGAAAAUGAGCCAAAACCUGACCUUUCAAGAAUCGAAGAGCAAGAUGAGGAGGAAAGCAAGCAAGAAAUUCAAGUGUCGGAUACUAGUUUCCCUAAUAUUUUAAACAGAGACACUUUACUCAGAAAUGAAGAGGAUCUACAAGACAGCAGUAAUCAAGGAGCAUCUAUUCACGAAGCUUCUCUUGAUGUAAACACCCCAAUGCGCUCUGAAAUCUCAAGCCAGGCUUUGAACUCUUCAAUGUAUUCUCAGGCUGGGAAGAGAUCUAUGAAAUCCUCAAAAUAUUGUGGUAAGAAGAGAACAUUGGAAAACAAGAGAAAUAGGAAAUAUACCAAAAUAAGCGUGCAUGAGAAGUUGGCAAACAGUAUCUAUUUCUCAAAAUAAUUUUGUGUGGAGACACUGUGCUUUUCGUUCAAUAAA